AUCACGGAUUUCGGAAUGUGCAAAGAAAAUAUCGUUGGGAAUGCGACUACAAAAACGUUCUGUGGUACACCUGACUAUAUAGCGCCUGAGAUAAUCCUGUACCAACCUUAUGGAAAAUCAGUUGAUUGGUGGGCUUAUGGAGUGUUGCUUUUCGAAAUGUUAGCUGGGCAACCGCCGUUCGACGGAGAAGACGAGGACGAGCUCUUCACGGCCAUUACCGAGCACAACGUCUCUUAUCCAAAGAGUAUGUCCAAAGAAGCAGUUUCCAUUUGCAAAGCCCUCCUAGUCAAAAAUCCUCAAAAACGGCUCGGCUGCUCAACAAAUGAUGCUGCUGCGGAAGCAGAUAUCAAGGAGCAUCCAUUCUUCCGACGAAUCGAUUGGUACAAGAUUUCAACACGUCAAGUACAGCCUCCAUUCAAGCCGAAAAUCGUAAGUCAUCGUCAUAAUCGUUAA
Messenger RNA from Cylicostephanus goldi, 453 nucleotides. The record is from the annotation of a GenBank genome assembly. NCBI's taxonomy places the organism in Eukaryota, Metazoa, Nematoda, Chromadorea, Rhabditida, Strongylidae.